This is a messenger RNA of Cyclopterus lumpus (lumpfish), 3622 nucleotides long. Its product is annotated as Golgi apparatus protein 1-like. Gene Ontology annotation, molecular function: fibroblast growth factor binding. The transcript has 26 exons. Bases 1 to 3489 code for a protein of 1162 amino acids. The record is from RefSeq and is a predicted model, not a curated record. NCBI's taxonomy places the organism in Eukaryota, Metazoa, Chordata, Actinopteri, Perciformes, Cyclopteridae. Gene Ontology annotation, cellular component: Golgi membrane.
AUGGCGGCGUACAGUUACUCUCGGCUGCUGCUGCCGCUGCUGUUGUCGUCCGUGUGUCUCUGCGGCUUCGGCUCCUCCGUCCUCGGCUCGAAGGCGGCCGGCGGCCCCCCGGCCGAGCCGCCCAACCCGCCCGGCCUCAGGGCCGCGGACCCCCCGGACCGGGAUGCACCUGCCGCCGCAGCUGCAACCGCAGACGAUGCCGCCGCCGCCGCCGCCGUCGCCACAGCAGCCGCCGUCGUCGCCGGGGCCUCUCCGCCUCGAAGGGCGACCGGCUGGAAGCUGUCGGAGGAGGAGGCCUGCCAGGGGGACCUGACCCGCCUCUGUCCCAAACACACCUGGACCAACAACCUGGCCGUGCUGGAGUGCCUGCAGGACCGCAGAGAGGAAUCUGAGAUCGCUCCUGACUGUAAUCAUCUGCUGUGGAACUAUAAACUCAACCUCACCACGGAUCCAAAGUUUGAGUCGGUGGCCACGGAGGUCUGCAAGAGCACCAUCGCUGAGAUAAAGGAGUGCAACGAGGAGGAGCGGGGGAGGGGCUACCUGGUGUCCUGCCUGGUGGAUCACCGCGGCAACGUGAGCGAGUACCAGUGCAACCAGUACAUCACCAAGAUGACCAGCAUCGUGUUCAGCGACUACCGGCUGAUCUGUGGCUUCAUGGACAAAUGCAGAGAGGACAUCAACGCGCUGCACUGUGGCAGCGUCACCGUGGGGCACAAGGACGUGCACUCCCAGGGCGAGGUCAUCGCCUGUCUGGAGAAGGCGCUGGUGAGGGAGGCGGAGCAACAGGAUCACGUCCGUCCAAUCAGAGAGGAGUGCCAGAGGGCCAUCCUGCGGGUGGCGGAGCUGUCGUCGGACGACUUCCACCUCGACCGCCAUCUUUACUUCUCCUGCAGAGACGACCGCGAGAGGUUCUGCCAGAACACUCAGGCCGGAGAAGGGAAGGUCUACAAGUGUCUGUUCAAUCACAAGUUCGAGGAGGCCAUGUCGGACAAGUGCCGGGACGCCCUCACCACCCGUCAGAAGCUGAUCUCCCAGGACUACCGGGUCAGUUACUCUCUGGCCAAAGCCUGCAAGGUGGACCUGAGGAAGCAGCGCUGCAGCCUGGACUCCAACCUGCCGCGGGCCCGCGAGGCCCGGCUGUCCUACCUGCUGCUGUGCCUGGAGGCGGCGGUGCACCGCGGCCGCCCGGUCAGCGGCGAGUGUCAGGGCGAGAUGCUGGACUACAGGCGGAUGCUGAUGGAGGACUUCUCCCUGAGCCCGGAGAUCGUGCUGCACUGCCGGGCGGAGAUCGAGGGCCACUGCGCCGGCCUGCACCGCAAGGGCCGCACGCUGCACUGCCUCAUGAGGAUCGGACGCGGCGACCGCAGCGCCACCGUGGACGGCGUCUGCCAGAGCGCCCUGCAGACUUUGAUCCAGUCGGCCGACCCCGGCGCCGACUACCGGAUCGACCGCGCGCUCAACGAGGCGUGUGAGGCCGUCAUCCAGACCGCCUGCAAGCACAUCCGCAACGGAGACCCCAUGAUCCUGUCGUGCCUGAUGGAGCACCUGUACACAGAGAAGAUGGUGGAGGACUGUGAGCACCGGCUGUUGGAGCUUCAGUACUUCAUCUCCAGAGACUGGAAACUGGACCCCGUCCUGUAUAAGAAGUGUCAGGGUGACGCCGCUCGACUCUGCCACACGCACGGGUGGAACGAGACCGGCGAGCUGAUGCCGCCGGGCGCCGUGUUCUCCUGCUUGUACCGCCACGCCUACCGGACGGAGGAGCAGGGACGGAGGUUAUCUCGGGACUGUAAGGUGGAGGUUCAGAGGAUUCUCCACCAGAGGGCGCUGGAUGUGAAGUUGGACCCCGACCUGCAGAAACGCUGCAUGACCGACCUCGGCAAGUGGUGCAGCGAGAAGACGGACGCUGGACAGGAGCUGGAGUGCCUGCAGGACCACUUGGAGGACCUGGUCUCGGCCUGCAGGGAGGUCGUGGGCAACCUGACCGAGCUGGAGUCAGAGGACGUCCAGAUCGACGCUCUGCUCAUCCGGGCCUGUGAACCCGUCACUCAGGCCCACUGCCACGACGUAGCUGACAUCCAGAUCGAUACCGGUGACCUGAUGGAGUGUUUGGUUCAGAACAAACACCAGAAGGAGAUGAACGACAAGUGUGCGGUCGGUGUUACACACUUCCAGCUGGUCCAGAUGAAGGACUUCCGGUUCUCCUAUAAGUUCAAGAUGGCCUGUAAGGAGGACGUUCUCCGCUUGUGUCCAAACAUCAAGAAGAAGGUGGACGUGGUCAUCUGUCUCAGCACCACCGUGAAGAACGACACGCUGCAGGAGGCCCGGGAGCAGCGGGUGUCACUGAAAUGUCGUAAACAGCUGCGGGUGGAGGAGCUGGAGAUGUCGGAGGACAUCCGGUUGGAACCAGAGCUGUACGACCCGUGUAAGUCCGACAUCAGCCGCCUGUGUCCCAACGUGGCCUUCGGGAACGCUCAGAUGAUCGAGUGUCUGAAGGAGCAGAAGAAGCAGCUCAGUCAGCGCUGCCACCAGCGGAUCUUCAGGCUGCAGGAGGUCGAGAUGACCGACCCCGAGCUGGACUACCAGCUGAUGAGGGUCUGCAAGCAGAUGAUCAAGCGGUUCUGCACCGACGCCGACGCCAGGAACGUUCUUCAGUGUCUGAAGCAGAACAAGAACAGCGAGCUGAUGGACCCCAAAUGCAAACAGAUGAUCACCAAGAGGCAGAUCACGCAGAACACGGACUACAGGUUGAACCCUGUGUUGAGGAAAUCUUGCCGAGCCGACAUCCCAAAGUUCUGCCAGCCGAUCCUGAACAAGGCGAGUGACGACAGCGAGCUGGAGGGUCAGGUGAUCUCCUGCCUGAAGCUGAAGUACGCCGACCAGAGGUUGUCUCCAGACUGUGAAGACCAGAUCCGAGUGAUUCUUCAGGAGUCGGCGCUCGACUACCGACUCGACCCGCAGCUGCAGAUGCACUGCACGGACGAGAUCUCCAGGCUGUGUAUGGAGGAGGCCGCCGCCCAGGAGCAGACCGGUCAGGUUGAGGAGUGUCUGAAGGUCAACCUGCUGAAAAUCAAACAGGAAGCCUGUAAAAAGGAGGUCCUGAACAUGCUGAAGGAGAGCAAGGCGGACAUCUUCGUGGACCCGGUCCUUCACACGGCGUGCGCCCUGGACCUCAAACACCACUGUGCCGCCAUCACGCCGGGCCGAGGCCGACAGAUGUCGUGUCUGAUGGAGGCGCUGCAGGACAAGAGGGUUCGUCUGCAGCCGGAGUGCAAGAAGAGACUUCAGGACCGCAUCGACAUGUGGAGCUACGCUGCAAAGGUGGCGCCAGCAGAGGGCUUCUCAGACCUGGCCGUGCAGGUGAUGACGUCGCCCUCCAAGAACUACAUCCUGCUCAUGAUCGCUCUGAGCGUGUGCGUCCUCUUCCUGGUCGGGCUGCUGUGCGGCCGCAUCACCAAGCAGGUGACGAGAGAACUGAAGGACCGGUAGAGGGGCGUGGCCUCGUGAUAAGACUCCUCCCCCUCCCUCCUCCUGCCCCUCCUCCUCAGACCAGCCAUCCGGCCCUCGUCGUCAUCUGGAGCUCCUCGUUUUGCAAAAAGAGAAUAACAUUAUUUUUUCUUUA